ACGGCCAUUGGCAUGAGUGACCAUACCCGGCAGCUAGCUGCUUGUAGGUACAUGAGCUGCUACUAUUACGAUAAAUAGCGGCGGCAGCAACAUACCUGCAGAUAUCAACUCUAUUUUUCAGACCAAUGGCGUCAUCGCAGGCCACCAUCGCGCCCCCCUGCCAGAUUGCCUCCUUCAAGCAGUCAGCUCCAGAAGCGGGCGCUUCCACGAGCAAGGAGGUUUGCACAAGUUGUCCUGCUAGCAAAUGCAGGUUCCGACAAUCUCACACCUCUUCUAGAGUUGAAUUCAUUCACAUUUCCAGCUUUUAUCCAUCAAUUUACAAAGGUCGUCAUCUGCAUUGUUCGAAUCACAUAACACCACACAUCGGGGCAGCCGUUCCUGCCCCAAGAAUCAGCACAACUCGAGCUGCAUUACCUGAUUCAAGCACAGCCAUGACAGAAGGAAAUGCAGGAUUCAGCAGUGGACUGAGGAGACCAUCAGAAGAGGGGGCCCCUCCAGAGCAAUGGGACGCGGAGCAUUAUGCGGCCAACAUGCGCUUUGUUGCUGACAUGGCAAUGCAGCCGCUCAUUGACCUGCUGGCGCCCAAGCAGGGGGAGAGGAUUCUGGACCUGGGGUGUGGGGAUGGUCCCCUUAUGGGCCCAAUUGCAGCUCAUGGCUGCUCAGUGGUUGGAGUGGACUACUCAGAGGACAUGAUCCUCAAGGCCCAAGAAAAGGGCCUGGAUGCUCACGUGGCUGACGGGCAGAGCCUCUCCUUUGACAACGAGUUCGAUGCCGUCUUCACAAACGCUGCCCUCCAUUGGAUGAAGCGGGAUCCUGACGGAGUCAUCACUGGGGUGAAGCGAGCGCUCAAACAGGGCGGUAGAUUUGUUGGGGAGUUUGGCGGUCAUGGAAACGUUGCUGCGAUCAAAACUGCACUUCUUGCAGUGUGUAAUGCACGGGGGAUUGACGGCUUCUCACGCAUUCCAUGGUACUUUCCAACAGUUGACGAGUACAGAGCCAAGUUAGAAGCUCAGGGUUUCGAAGUCGAAUACAUUGAGCUCAUACCGAGGCCAACUCCGCUUCCGACGGGAAUGGCUGAGUGGUUUGCCGGGUUUGGAAACACAUUUUUUGAGGGGAUGGAUGAGGAGACGAAGAGCGCGGCUGUAGCUGAAGGGCUGGCCCUUCUGAAGCCCAGCCUGUGCGACUCCAAGGGGAAUUGGACAGCGGACUAUGUAAGGCUCCGCUUUUCUGCAAAGCUUAAGACGUAGCCAUGCUACCAACAGAGCUCAUCGUUUCUGAUAUUGUCCCUACUAUUCCUUCCGACAACUAAAUCAGACUGAUGAAGGCACAGAAACAUUGAGUCUACCGACCAGAGUAUUGAGCUAGGUACGUAUGGCUUCUGUUCCAUUGCGUGCCAGACGAGAUAUAUAUACAAGUAAACCACCGUGUCGUUCAAGC
Klebsormidium nitens is the source of this 1437-nucleotide messenger RNA. Lineage: Eukaryota; Viridiplantae; Streptophyta; Klebsormidiophyceae; Klebsormidiales; Klebsormidiaceae. The record is from the annotation of a GenBank genome assembly.